Molecule: messenger RNA, 1364 nt
Organism: Drosophila busckii
Lineage: Eukaryota; Metazoa; Arthropoda; Insecta; Diptera; Drosophilidae
Gene: JMJD4
Product: 2-oxoglutarate and iron-dependent oxygenase JMJD4 homolog
Exons: 2
Coding region: 44-1315 (423 amino acids)
Biological process (GO): negative regulation of gene expression; protein hydroxylation; positive regulation of translational termination
Cellular component (GO): cytoplasm; nucleus
Molecular function (GO): histone H4R3 demethylase activity; sequence-specific DNA binding
Source: RefSeq, a predicted model, not a curated record
GCUUAUUUACUUUUUUGUUAAAUUAAAGAAAACAAAAAAUGAGAUGGCUGCAGAAAAUACGGCGCCGGAACUGCUGGCGCUGCAACCAGAGGAAAGCAUAAGAUUUAACACUACUGCUGAAAAUAUUUGUAUUAACCGACGCAGCGCCGAGGAGCUAGACUACAACGAAUUUUACUGGCGCUAUCUGCAUGCGAAUUGGCCAUUGAUUAUAACAGAUGUCUCAAACAAGUGGGAGUGUCGUAAGUGGGCGCAAAAUGCUGAAGAUGACACCAAUGGCAAUGCUAAUGCCAACGUUAGCUCAACUGUUAGUGAGCAUACCCACAUUAACUUCGACUACCUCAAAAGCCGCAUAGACAACCUGGACGUGCCUGUGGCUGACUGCAAUGCUAUGUAUUUUAAUAGUCAUGCCAAGCUGGAGUUUAAGUUUUAUGAUUAUCUCGAGCGCUGGCAACGCAACUUAGAGAAUGCAACCAACAGUAAUGUGGCCAAGGAUAAUCUCUACCUCAAGGACUGGCAUUUGGCUGCACAAAUGCCGGCCUACAAGUUCUAUCAUGUGCCGAAAUAUUUUGCCUCCGACUGGCUUAACGAGAAGCUAAUGAAACAAAAGCAAGACGACUAUCGCUUUGUCUACAUGGGACCCAAGGACUCAUGGACUUCAUUCCAUUCGGACGUUCUAGGCUCCUACAGCUGGUCUACGAAUAUAGUUGGUCAUAAGAAGUGGCUCAUUAUGCCGCCUGGUGAGGAGCUCAAGCUGGCAGAUCGCUUGGGCAAUCUGCCCUUUAGCAUAGACGAAACGCUGCUGGACUCGCAUCAAGUGCGCUAUUUUACCAUCAAUCAAACCGCAAACGAGGCGGUGUUUGUGCCCAGCGGUUGGUAUCAUCAAGUAUGGAAUGUAACAGACACUAUAUCGGUGAACCACAAUUGGUUCAAUGCAUGCAACGCGCCGCUCGUUUGGCGUAACUUGCUGGGAAACCUGCAGGCAGUGUACAAGGAAAUCGCCGACUGCCGGCAAAUGGACAACUUUGAGGCUCACUGCCAGACCAUGUUGCGCGCCAGCUUUGGCAUUAACUACCUCGAUUUUAUAGAGCUUCUGGAAUGCAUUGCCAGCCAACGUUUGGCAGCGCAACUCGAGCCAAGAACAACGACCAACAGCUUAUUACUUUUUGAUAGUUAUACAAUGAACGAUUAUCAUGUGCAAUAUGAUUUGGAUUGCCUGCGGAAGCUGCUCGCCCAGAUGCUGCAGGAGUCCAGUGUGCAGCAGUGUGACGCAGCCUACGAACGCUGUCGGUUGCUAUUGCAGCAACUGCAGUCUUAGACAAAGCCUUGGCAUAUUUUUAUACCAAAGUUGUACUCGUAUACAAAUA